UGAUUAUUUUUUUUGUUUGUGAGAACCUUCCUUGUUAGCUAGCGUCGGUACUAGCCAACAAGCCGUCCCACUUUGUUUCCCUCUUCGUCUUCUUUUGUGUCCACAUCUCAGCUCGUCGCCCCCUCAGGUCACAUCAUGGACGAGACGAGUCCGCUUGUCUCUCCCCUCCGUGACUCCACAGAUUUCAGCUACUGCCCCACAGAGCCCACCAGUCCCCGGGGUGCGAUUGGAGGCACGCCGGGCUCCGUCGUGCGCAUCCCGGCUGGCAGCCCCGGACACAGCCGGGAGAGACAGCCGCUGCUGGCCCGGGACCGCGGCGGCUCACCGCGGGAGCCGCACAGGAACGAGUUCCCGGAGGAUCCCGAGUUCAGAGAAAUCAUCAGGAAGGCCGAGCGAGCCAUAGAGGAGGGAAUCUACCCGGAGAGGAUCUACCAGGGCUCCAGUGGAAGCUACUUUGUCAAAGAUUCACAGGGGAAGAUCAUAGGUGUGUUCAAACCGAAGAACGAAGAGCCCUACGGCCAGCUCAACCCCAAGUGGACCAAGUGGCUCCAGAAACUGUGCUGUCCCUGCUGUUUUGGCCGCGACUGUUUGGUCCUGAACCAGGGUUACCUCUCAGAGGCCGGAGCCAGUCUGGUAGAUCAGAAGCUAGAGCUCAACAUCGUUCCCAGGACCAAGGUGGUGUACUUGGCCAGUGAAACAUUCAACUACAGUGCCAUAGACAGGGUCAAGUCUCGAGGAAAGCGGCUUGCCCUCGAGAAGGUGCCCAAAGUGGGACAGCGCUUCCACAGGAUCGGACUGCCACCAAAGGUGGGUUCAUUCCAGCUCUUUGUUGAUGGAUACAAGGAUGCAGACUUCUGGCUGCGGCGGUUUGAGGCAGAGCCCCUGCCGGAGAAUACCAACCGGCAGCUGCAGAUGCAGUUUGAGCGGCUGGUCGUCCUUGAUUACAUCAUCAGGAACACAGACAGAGGAAAUGACAACUGGCUGCUAAAGUAUGACUGUCCCAUGGACACCGUUGGUAAUAGGGACACAGAUUGGGUUGUAGUAAAGGAUCCGAUCAUCAAGCUGGCAGCCAUAGACAACGGCCUAGCCUUCCCUCUCAAACACCCCGACUCCUGGAGAGCCUACCCGUUCUACUGGGCGUGGCUCUCCCAGGCCAAAGUCCCAUUUUCCCAGGAGAUCAGAGAGCUGGUCCUGCCCAAGCUGUCCGACCCAAACUUCAUCAAAGACCUUGAAGAGGAUCUUUACGAAUUGUUCAAGAAAGACCCAGGGUUUGACAGAGGACAGUUUCACAAGCAAGUAGCUGUAAUGAGGGGCCAGAUCCUGAACCUGUGCCAGGCCCUGAAGGACGGUAAAACGCCCCUCCAGCUGGUGCAGAUGCCCCCGGUGAUCGUGGAAACAGCCCGGGCGCCUCAGAGAGCCAACAGCGAGUCGUACACACAGAGCUUCCAGAGCAGAAGACCCUUCUUCACCUGGUGGUAGAGGAGCAACAGCAGGAAGCCAAGAGUGUGGAGAGGAAUGAAUGCGUCCAUGUGUGGAUGUAAGAGAGGACAGUAUCUGGGGGUGCAAGACUGUAACAGGGGCGACCAGAUGGAAAUAAUCAUCACCCUUCCCUCCUCUCCUUCUUGUGGACAUUUUGACUACUGUCAGUGAGUGAGGGGAUGGAAAGAUGAGGCCAAAAGGAGAGGGAUUUCAUGAUAGCUAUGUUUCCCUGUCUGCCUCUGUGCCUUGUGUGGAUGUCAGUGAAGACUAAUGUCUAAAUGGAAUAGAUGAAGAUUAUGUACCCUGCAAGAAAGAGCCUUGAAAGAAAGAUUUCAGUGAAAUGUUAAUGUCAGAGAUUUCUUUUGAGCUGUUGGUUGCAGACACACACAUACAUACACACACACACACACACACACACCAGUCAAAAGCCUUCCGCAUUUUUGUUAGGACGGGAGGUGCUGCAUUCCAGGUUUUGUUUUGUUUUGUUUACACCCCUUCGCUUUCUAAUAUGCAUUUGCAUACUUCCUCCCACACACACAUAAAAACAUCAGGUUGGUGAAAGUGGUAGUGAAACAAGUUGAUGGCAGCGUUUUUGUGGUAAUGAGGGAAGAGAGGUUUACAUUUCGGUUACGCCUUGAAGAAUAAGGAACUGGGCUCUUAGUGGUAUGUCCUGUGUGUCUUCACAUGGAGAACGUAAGCCAUGAUGUGCGUCAGUCUCAGUUGUUCAGUGGCACCCUCCCCUGUUACUUAGAUUAGGAGCUGCAGGUGUUUUUUUUUUUUUCAAUGUUUGAAAGAGGGGUACUUUUGGUAAAAGAAACACACUUUCCUCAGAGAAGUAUGACUGGGUUGCCUAACUCUCCUUCUUCCAUCAGUAGUUAAAUCAUCGGUAAUGAAGUCACACAUAAUUUUAGAAGUUGCCAUUUUCCCCGUGGCUUGGAAGCGUAUAACAAAGCAUGGGGAAAGAAGAUCCCAUCUGCAGGUGUACCUCAGUCCUCGGGCUCCUCCUGUUUGACUUGGAACAGCUCAUGUUGAUCACUGUUAAUUUUCUGGCAAGUGAGGUAAACCUAAAAAAUGACAACAAAGUAACUUCCUGCUGUACCGAACUGACAUGAAAUGUAUUGUGACAAUGCACUGUAUAAUUUGUAUGUAAUAUUUAAUGACAGAUUAUAAUUAAAAUGUAUUACAUUAAUA
This is a messenger RNA of Myripristis murdjan (pinecone soldierfish), 2670 nucleotides long. It is a transcript of the gene pi4k2a, whose product is annotated as phosphatidylinositol 4-kinase type 2 alpha. The transcript has 9 exons. Bases 136 to 1479 code for a protein of 447 amino acids. The record is from RefSeq and is a predicted model, not a curated record. Gene Ontology annotation, biological process: phosphatidylinositol phosphate biosynthetic process; Golgi organization; endosome organization. NCBI's taxonomy places the organism in Eukaryota, Metazoa, Chordata, Actinopteri, Holocentriformes, Holocentridae. Gene Ontology annotation, molecular function: 1-phosphatidylinositol 4-kinase activity. Gene Ontology annotation, cellular component: lysosomal membrane; trans-Golgi network; plasma membrane.